AUGGAAGGUGGAGCUGAAGUUCCUAUGAGUUCCUACAUUAUGGAUGAAGAAACACUGAAGAGGAAGCAGGAGAAACUGAAGAAGCUGCAGGCAACAGGAGGAAACCCUCGACCUGCUCGCUCGCUUCUCUUCCUCACACUGAAGAACCCGUUCCGCAAAGCCUGCAUCAGCAUCGUGGAGUGGAAGCCAUUUGAGAUCAUCAUUCUUCUCACUAUUUUUGCUAACUGUGUGGCUCUUGCUGUGUUCAUGCCCAUGCCUGAGGAGGACACCAACAACACCAAUAGCAACCUGGAGAGUUUGGAGUACAUCUUCCUCAUUAUUUUCACACUGGAGUGUUUUCUGAAAAUCAUGGCGUAUGGACUGCUCUUCCACGCUGAUGCGUAUUUACGAAACUGCUGGAACAUUCUGGACUUCGUCAUAGUGACAAUGGGCUUGUUCACUAUCGUGGUGGACUUCAUUAAUAAUAUCAGUGGUGCUGAAGCUCCAGUGGAACAGAAAGGUGGAGGGUUUGAUAUGAAAGCUCUGAGAGCGUUUAGGGUGCUGAGGCCACUACGACUGGUUUCAGGAGUUCCGAGUCUGCAGGUGGUGAUGAGCUCCAUCCUGAAGUCCAUGCUGCCGCUGUUUCACAUCUCACUGCUUGUCUUUUUCAUGGUGACCAUCUACGCCAUCAUUGGCCUUGAGCUCUUCAAAUGCAAGAUGCACAAAACCUGCUACUACAAGGGCACAGAUAUCAUAGCGACGGUGGAGAAUGAGAAGCCGUCUCCGUGUGCUGAAGCAGGAAACGGCCGACGCUGUAUGCUGAAUGGAACAGAGUGUAGACCAGGAUGGCCCGGUCCUAAUAACGGCAUCAGUCACUUUGAUAAUCUGGGCUUCUCUAUGCUCACUGUGUAUCAGUGCAUCACCACACAGGGCUGGACAGACGUCCUCUACUGGGUGAAUGAUGCACUUGGGAUGGAGUGGCCAUGGCUCUACUUCGUUACUCUAAUCCUGCUGGGAUCAUUUUUCAUCUUAAACAUGGUGCUGGGAGUCCUGUGUGGCGAGUUCACUAAGGAGCGGGAAAAGAGCUCUCGGAGUGGUGAGUAUCAAAUGUUGCGUGAACGUCAGCAGCUGGAUGAAGAUCUAAAGGGUUACAUGGAGUGGAUCACUCAGGCUGAGAUCAUGGACCCCGCCCAGGAAGGUCAAGGUCUGCUGCCGCUGCAGGACAGAGGUUCUGAGACGGAGAGUCUGUAUGAGUUGGAGGGUCUGAACAGACUCAUGUACUACGUGCGUCAUGCUCGCUGCUGGAAUCGAUUCUUUCGGAGGAAGUGUCGUGUCUGGGUUAAAUCCAAACUCUUCUACUGGCUGGUCUUCCUGCUGGUAUUCUUUAACACGCUGGUCAUCGCCACAGAGCACCAUCAGCAGACCCAGGCCCUCACCGACUUCCAAGAGAGUUCGAAUAAAGCUCUGCUGUGUCUGUUUGCGGUGGAGAUGGUGUUGAAGAUGUACACUCUGGGCCUGCCUUCUUACUUCAUGUCUCUGUUUAACCGAUUCGAUUGUUUCGUUGUGUCCAUGGGGCUUCUCGAGAUCAUUCUGGUCCACAUGGGUGUGAUGUCCACCAUGGGCAUCUCGGUCAUGCGCUGCAUUCGUCUGCUGCGUCUCAUCAAAGUCACCAAGUACUGGACCUCUCUCAGUAACUUGGUAGCAUCUCUGUUGAACUCUGUGCGCUCCAUCGCAUCUCUCCUGCUCCUCCUCUUCCUCUUUAUCGUCAUCUUCGCUCUCCUUGGCAUGCAGGUGUUCGGAGGAAAAUUCAACUUCCCUGACCAGAAAAUCAGACGAAGCAACUUUGACAACUUUCCUCAGGCACUAAUCACUGUGUUCCAGAUCCUGACAGGAGAGGACUGGAACAGUGUGAUGUAUGAUGGUAUCAUGGCUCAUGGAGGUCCUGUGAUACCUGGAAUCCUGGUCAGCAUUUACUUUAUCAUCCUGUUCAUCUGCGGCAACUAUAUCCUGUUGAACGUGUUCUUGGCUAUAGCAGUGGAUAACCUGGCUGAAGCUGAGAGCCUCACAUCUGCACAGAAGGAGAAGGCAGAGGAGAAGAAGCAUAAGAAGAUGCUCAGAUCCAAAGUGUCUGAUAAAGGAGACGAGGAUAAAUGUGCGGCAAAGAAGUUAGCAGAGCAGCGAGCAAAGACUGACGGAAUCCCCACCACGGCCAGGCUGAAGGUGGACGAGUUCGAGUCGAAUGUAAACGAGAUUAAAGAUCCUUUUCCACCUGCGGAUUUUCCAGGUGAUGAUGAGGAGGAGGAACCUGAGAUCCCAAACAGUCCUAGGCCUCGACCAAUGGCUGACCUGCAGCUGAAGGAGACUGUGGUGCCAAUGCCUGAGGCCAGCUCCUUCUUCAUCUUUGGCCCACAGAACAAGUUCCGAAAGUUGUGUCACCGUAUCAUUAAUGCCACAACAUUCACCAACAUCAUCCUCCUUUUCAUCCUGCUGAGCAGCAUCUCUCUGGCAGCUGAGGAUCCCAUCGACCCAAUGUCCUUCAGGAACCAGGUUCUGGCGUAUGCAGACAUCGUCUUCACAUCUGUUUUCACGGCUGAGAUUGUGCUGAAGAUGACGACAUAUGGUGCUUUCUUACACAAAGGCUCCUUCUGCAGGAACUCCUUUAACAUCCUGGACCUGAUUGUAGUCGGAGUAUCGCUGCUCUCAAUGGGGAUGGAAUCCAGUGCCAUUUCUGUAGUGAAGAUACUGCGAGUGCUGAGAGUUCUAAGGCCUUUAAGAGCCAUAAACAGAGCAAAAGGACUCAAGCACGUGGUUCAGUGUGUGUUUGUGGCCAUUAAGACAAUUGGGAACAUUGUGCUGGUCACCAUGCUGCUGGACUUCAUGUUCGCCUGCAUUGGAGUUCAGCUGUUCAGGGGUAAAUUCUAUGCCUGUACCGAUCCACUGAAGAUGACAGAAGCAGAGUGCAGGGGGACGUUUAUUUACUAUCAGGACAACGCGCUGAAUGAGAUCUUGAUCCACAGGAGGAAGUGGAUUAACAGUGAUUUAAACUUUGACAAUGUGCUGAAUGGAAUGCUUGCUCUCUUCACUGCCUCCACAUUCGAGGGCUGGCCAAAGCUGUUGUAUAAAGCCAUCGAUUCGAACAUGGAGGAUGUCGGUCCUGUGUACAAUAACCGUAUUGGAAUCUCCAUCUUCUUCAUUGUCUACCUCAUCCUCAUCGCAUUCUUCAUGAUGAACAUCUUUGUGGGUUUUGUGAUCGUCACCUUCCAGGAGCAGGGAGAGCAGGAGUACAAGAACUGUGAGCUGGACAAGAACCAGCGUCAGUGUGUGCAGUACGCUCUAAAGGCUCGCCCACUUCGAUGCUACAUUCCCAAAAACCCGUAUCAGUACCAGGUUUGGUACAUUGUGACAUCCUGCUACUUCGAGUACCUGAUGUUUCUUCUCAUCAUGCUGAACACCAUGUGCCUGGGCAUGCAGCACUGUAAUCAGUCAGAACAUGUCACACACCUGUCUGAUAUGCUGAACGUGAUCUUCACUGUGCUUUUCACUGUCGAGAUGAUCCUCAAAGUUGGAGCCUUCAAAGCCAAGGGUUAUUUCGGAGACCCAUGGAAUGUCUUUGACUUUGUGAUAGUUGUCGGCAGCAUUGUGGACGUCAUUCUGAGCGAGAUCAAUGUGGCCCUGGCUGCACAGGGAGGUCUUUACUGUCUGACCGGUUGCCAGGAAGUGAACCCCAUGCAGGAGAUUGCAGAUUCUGAGAACAUGAGUGUAUCCAUCACACUGUUUCGUCUAUUCCGUGUGAUGCGUCUGGUGAAGCUGCUUAAUCGGUUUGAAGGAAUUCGAAAUCUGCUAUGGACCUUCAUCAAAUCCUUUCAGGCUCUACCAUAUGUGGCUCUGCUCAUUGUCAUGCUCUUUUUCAUCUACGCUGUUAUAGGCAUGCAGGUAUUUGGGAAGAUUGCGCUGAUUGAUGGAACAGUGAUUAAUCGCAACAAUAAUUUCCAAACGUUUCCGCAGGCUGUGCUGCUGCUCUUCAGAUGUGCUACAGGUGAGGCAUGGCAGGAGGUGAUGUUGGGAUGUUUAUAUGGUCAACGCUGUGACCCCAAAUCAGAUUACCUGCCAGGGGAGGAGUUCACCUGCGGCUCGGGGUUUGCCGUCCUCUACUUCAUGAGCUUUUACAUGCUGUGUGCUUUCCUGAUCAUUAACCUCUUUGUGGCCGUCAUCAUGGAUAACUUUGAUUAUCUAACACGUGAUUGGUCGAUCCUUGGGCCACAUCAUCUAGAUGAGUUUAAGAAGAUCUGGGCGGAGUAUGACCCUGAGGCCAGGGGGCGUAUUAAACACCUGGAUGUUGUAACUCUGUUGCGGAGAAUUCAGCCUCCGCUGGGCUUUGGCAAGUUCUGUCCUCACCGCGUUGCCUGCAAGAGGCUGAUCUCCAUGAAUAUGCCUUUAAACAGUGAUGGCACUGUGACCUUUAAUGCAACACUGUUUGCACUCGUACGGACAGGACUGCGGAUAAAAACUGAGGGAAAUUUCCAGCAGGCCAAUGAGGAGCUGCGAGGAAUCAUUAAGAAGAUCUGGAAGAGGACAAGCAUGAAACUGCUGGAUCAGGUCAUUCCUCCUAUAGGAGAUGACGAGGUGACAGUAGGGAAGUUCUACGCUACAUUCCUGAUCCAGGAGCACUUUAGGAAGUUCAUAAAGAGGCAGGAAGAAUAUUAUGGCUACAGACCCACCAAGAAUAAAAAAACCACUAAUGAAAUCCAGGCAGGGUUGAGGAGUAUUGAGGAAGAGGCAGCUUCCGAGCUGCACAGAGCGAUUUCUGGGAACCUGAUGGAUGAUGAUGAGAUGGACAGAGUGAUGGACGAUUCGGAUGAAGACGUAAUUUACAGGCGUGCAGGAGGCCUGUUUGGGAAUCACGUGGACCCAUUCUCAUGUGGAGGAGCUGCACACACUCAGGUUGUGAGUCAGCGCCCUCUACAGAUCAGUGAAGAAACAAUGCAAACUAGUGACACGCCCCCUAGAGUUUCUGCCCACACAUACAACUACACACACCACACAAACAAUAACAACAACACAAACAACAGCAGCAGCACAGAAAGCAUGCACAAGUGUGGAAGUGGAGGGUCCAGUGAGUGCUGCUAAGCUGCUCAUCUAGGAGGUGUUGGAGGCGGGGGGCUUGGCCUGUCUGGCUGCAGAUCGUGUGUUCGUCAGAGUGAUGAUGGAGAAGAUGGCAGCAGCUCUGCACGUGUACCUGCAGGACCUGGAGAGAAAAGCCACGCCCCUUCCCCCCGAGCUCAAGUGACACAUUCUGCCAUGUGUGACUUAAACAAAAACAUGUUUAUUUACAAAUAUUACUGUAGGGGAAAUUAUUAUUUAAAUUAAUAAACAAAUAUGAAAUAUGAAAAUGGACUGAUGUAAAGAAUCUGACGCAUCAAAUAUACUAUAAAAACAAGUAAAUAUAAUUGUGCAGUCUAAAGCCCUAUUCGGACGGGACUAGUUUUCCAAACGACAUUCGAGUUAGAAUUCUUUUCAGUCGACUUCUGUUAUUUGAUGUAUGUAUUCAGACGGGACUCACAUCUCCGUGUUUAUUACGGGGGUAGGAGUGUCUGUGUUUUACAUGUGGGCAUUGCACAAGACCACAUGUCCAGGAUGCGUGGGUUGCGUAUGGUCAUAUGACCGAUCAAUAGUAAAAUGUUUAUACAGAAUGUUUAUUUCUUCAGGGUUGCAUACACACCUACAUCCAUUAUUGGUGCGCAGAAAGCAGAAAGUUGAAUACCGGCGCACUAGGGUUAGUACGGUAGUUCACAUUGACCAAAACACACAAGAAAACGUGUCUUGGAAAAAACAUUUUGGGCAAACACAGACAUCGCAUUCGGACGGGAUUAGAUUUCUCAGAGGAGCGCCGAGUUUACUGAAAAACAGUGGGUCAUUUGGUCUGGAAUUGUUUACAGAGGUCGUGUGAGAGAAAGACAGACAUGGCAGAUUCGGACUGGGUUCAAAUUACAAAGUACCUCUCUAACGACCCCCUGUAAAACUAGUCCUGUCUAAAUAGGGCUUGUGUGUGUGUGUGUGAUUACCUGUACUGAUGUUCCUGAGUUCCAAUCCCCACAGAUGAUGUUACAGAUUACAGUGUACCGUAUUUUCCUGACUAUAAGCCGCUACUUUUGCACCUCUUUGAACUCCGCGGCUUAAACAACAAAGCGGCUAAUUUAUGGAUGUUUCCUGGGUUUUUCCCGGUUUCACAAACUUCGAGCCAAAAAACCUGAACCCCAGAACAUUAGACCAAUGAAAUUGCGGAACGGGUUCAGGUGAACCAAUGAAACUCUUUAUAUUAAAUCAGAUGCGCUCCCACUGAA
Messenger RNA from Silurus meridionalis, 6320 nucleotides. RefSeq names its product calcium channel, voltage-dependent, L type, alpha 1S subunit, a (gene cacna1sa). Gene Ontology annotation, molecular function: voltage-gated calcium channel activity. Lineage: Eukaryota; Metazoa; Chordata; Actinopteri; Siluriformes; Siluridae. The record is from RefSeq and is a predicted model, not a curated record. Gene Ontology annotation, cellular component: membrane; voltage-gated calcium channel complex. Gene Ontology annotation, biological process: calcium ion transmembrane transport.